CACACACAGCAGCAGCAGAAGAGACUCUGACUUGAUCCGGAUUGUUACUUUCAUCAUCCUGUAUCUCAUCACCACUGAUCGCAUCUCUGAUCAAAGGAAGAAAAACUUCAAACAUCUGCGCAAACGUCACGAGACGGGAUGGAAAAUACGCGCAAGCUCUGUAACCCUGAAGGUGUAGCCAAUUGAAGGUAAAAUUGUGGAAACUGCAAUGCCCGAAGAUACUCUGAAAGACACCAUGACUGUCCCCGAGUGCCCUUCUAUCACCGUUAAAGCCAACAACAACAACAAAAAUGAACUACCACCUUCAGUAUCCAUCCCUCUGGUCAAUGAUGGUCCUCUGACGGCAGCGACAGGCGGCACCGAGCUCUCAUGCUUCCGAUGUACGCUGCCCUUUGGUGUGGUAGUGCUGAUUGCUGGCAUCGUGGUGACAGCUGUCGCUUAUAGUCUUAACUCUCAUGGUUCUACCAUCUCCCACCUCGGCUUGGCGCUGCUGUCAGCUGGCGUAGCUCUCCUCGGCCUCAGCAUUGCCUGCUGGAAGCUCCGCAGUGAGAAGAAGAAGGAGGAGCGGAGACGGGAGAGUCAGGCCGCACUAGUCACUAACCACAGGAUUGUCUAAUGGCUGAUGGAUGUUAAGAAAUGCUUAGAGUCUUCAGAAAUGUGACUGCAGGUCAGAGAUAAAAGUUUCUAGGAAAACCACAGAAGGAUCUUUACUUCUUCGGAAACCUUGCUUAACAUACUUACAUUUUCUCAAAGAAACUCACCGAAACCACAAAACUCUUUGGAUUUUGCGUCAUGUCUACGGAUUAGUCCGAGUAACAGGAAUGUGUGCCUGGUACCAUGUAUAAGUCUGACUUUGAUAAAGAAACAUCUUCUCAAUGUCUACAGAUCCAUUGAGUCAGGAAAAGACCCACAAACCACAUCUUGCCCUGACUGUCAUCUUAGGAUCAGCCACAGACUUCAGAUUCAGACAAGCACUCUGUAAAUCAAUUUACAUUUAAAAAAUUUGCCAGACACCCUCAUGCAGAAUUUACAUUUAUAUCAUUAUAAAGCAGUUGAGGGCCUUGCUCAAGGGCUGAACGGUGGUAGCCUGAUGGUUUCUACUGAUUCAUAGCCUAACAGCUUAAGUACUGGGCUACCUCUGCGUAAGUGGCCAAGUUCAGUCUUCUUACUCUAAAACCUUUAAAACCACAGGACUCCUUGGAUAUUUUGGAUUUUGAACCUUCAAACUUUCCACUAGUGGCCCUUAUUUCAUGUCUUCUAUUCCAAUUCAACGGGUUUCCGUAAAAGGGUCCACUGAUGAUUUAAGAUUUCUCAACGUUUCUGGAAUAUCAUCCUUCAAUAGUUAUAGACGCAAAGCAUCAUGAAAAAGACAGAAAAUCUCAGGAUAAUCAUUUGUCUGACAUCUUAGGACUUAAACUAUCUAGACUCUCUAAACUAUCAGCUUCUUGCAAGGUGCCUUGCAAAAAAAUCUAAAAAAAAAAAAAAAAAAUUGCCCAGAACUGUUGGAACUUAGACCGCCUAAACAAACUGGAUUUGGACUUAUUACUAGUUUUCUUUGGUCCAUAUCUUCGUUCCAUUGAUGUGAUCAGAGUCUCCAGUGUAACAGGAGCAUGGUUCUGUGAUGACUUUAAACCAGAUUCAGCAAAAAGACCCGAAAAUCACCUGAACAUUUUCUUAGGACUUACUCACUUCAGGCUGUUCAGACUUUCAAAUAAACUGUUGAAAACCAUGGACAGUUGGGACUCAAGACUCCCCAGACUUAAAUAAUUUGGAUCUGAGCAUUUAGGACUUAUGGUUUUGCUUGAAAUGCAGGAAUCUUCUUAAUAGGGUGAGGUUCUCAGGAGUAUCCUGCUAAAGACUCCUUGACACUAAGGGCAUUUUCACAUUAGGGCCCCGCAAGUGUUUCUGAGAACACUUGACCCAAAGUGUGGUUCAUUUUGAUAAGUGAGAACACAAUCAUUCUGCGAUUGAGAACCAUGCCCAGGUCUGCUGUUGCAUGCUUGGGCAUGGAUCAAAUCAAAUAUUGAUGCCAAUCAUACCUGAGAUGCAAAAUCAUGAAAAUGUAGUGCUCAUGUAGCACGCGCAAUCCCACCUACACAACCAUAGCUAAUAAAGUAGAAAGGCACAUUAGAGCAUGUAUUAGGCAAAGCAUGAAGGUUAACUUCCUUCCUAUCUUCUUCUCUUCUGUGUAAUUGCGGCCCACAGUAGAUGCAUGCUUUCGUCUGCUGUAUCAGAGAGUGUAAAUAUGCAAGCAGACUUGAGAACAGAGAACAAAAUAAUGUGAAUGCUGGCCAGCGUGGGAGUGGGAAGCAAUCGUUAAUAAUCAUGGUACAAAUCAAUCGUGCCUAAUGUGAAAACGCCCUGAACCUUUAGCGGAUAAGGAGUGUCUUCCUGCGGUUAGGCCGUAGGAAGAUUCUGAUGCUUUGCUGAAGGAAAUGUCCAAAACUAUAGAAAUGUCUGUGCCUGAUUUUGUUUAAGAUUUUCAACCUUUUUAAAAUAUCUUCAAAUAUCUUAUUGUCCAUAUUAAGGGAAAAAUGAGAGUCUGACUUUUCUGUAUUUUUUUCAACCAUCCAAUAUCGGUCUAGCUUUGAGUCUCUGUGCUAAGAGUGAGUGGGUCAAAAGCAAAGGUUAGGAUUAGAAACUAGGACACAUUUUGAGGAACCAAGACUGGUCAACACUGGUUAAUGGCUUUACAUGAGAAACUCUGACUCCUCAGCUUCGAACCUUUUGUAUUUGGACUUGGGCUGAUGCACACUCGUUGACCCUUUGCCUAGACCCUGUAGCCUGCUCAAAGAUCUGUAGCAAGACACAGGAAGAUUACUCAUGACCUCGUUUAAUUUUGGUUCUGUGCAAUGGAAUUGCAUUUUAUCUGUUUCCCUGAUGGUCAUAAAUCAUUUGGAAAAGAAAAAGAACUUGGUUUGGAUCCAGAGGUGUUGGUUCAUGUAGGAUGCUUGGUGUGUGAGGAGGCCCAGCUAUGGUGGAGGCAUUUCUGGAUAUGCACAGCUGUUUCCAGAGGACGCUGACCUCAAUGUCCUACGGCGAAACCUCUCUUAAACCAACUAACUGUGGUUCCUUUUCUCUUUGAAGUGGACCUGCAGGAUUUUCAGGAUUUUUAUUUCUUCCUUCCCGUCAGUCUUCUUCCCUUUUCACACUUUCUCUCCCUAUUACUGUCUCUCUUUCUCUCUCCCCCCCCCCUCCCUCUCUCAUACUACAGAGAUUGUUUGCAUCUGCUUAGCCAGGCACCAAGCCAAACUGUGUGCAUCAGGAUUAAGACAAAUAGCUGCACUACACUCCCAAAGAGAGGAAAAAACCCAUUCAUUCACCCCUCCUUCCUCCUCUUUUUCUUUUUUUUCUGCUUUCGCAGUCUUGUUCUCUUUUUGGACUGGGUGCCUCCUGCACUUUUUUUUUUUUAGUAAAAAUGCAUGGUACUUAUAAACAUUACCGUAUAAUGGUAUGUGAACUUCAGUCUCAGUGACUGAAAAACUUUAUUUGUUACAUUUAUUGAUAAGACCCUAUAACCAUGUGACUUGGGGCACAGAACUAGUGCCCUUCAGAGCCGUAGUGAUUCAUGAUAAUAACUUAUGAGGAUGAUUAUGACAAUAGAUAACUCAUGCUGUAUGAUAUUAGUAUUAUCAGUAUCAGUUUUAUUGCACUUUGUUGUAUGGAUAUGGACAGUGAUGGUUGAUGUAAGGAUCUGCUGAACCUCCAAACAGUGAUUAUCCUCUGAACAAUUAAAAAUAAUAAUAAAAUUAAUCAGCUCAUGCAA
Clarias gariepinus (North African catfish) is the source of this 3766-nucleotide messenger RNA. It is a transcript of the gene tmem100a, whose product is annotated as transmembrane protein 100a. The transcript has 2 exons. NCBI's taxonomy places the organism in Eukaryota, Metazoa, Chordata, Actinopteri, Siluriformes, Clariidae. The coding region runs from base 209 to 616 and encodes 135 amino acids. Gene Ontology annotation, biological process: cellular response to BMP stimulus. The record is from RefSeq and is a predicted model, not a curated record.